Hypoxylon fragiforme is the source of this 2333-nucleotide messenger RNA. RefSeq lists its product as uncharacterized. The transcript has a single exon. The record is from RefSeq and is a predicted model, not a curated record. Lineage: Eukaryota; Fungi; Ascomycota; Sordariomycetes; Xylariales; Hypoxylaceae. Bases 284 to 2248 code for a protein of 654 amino acids.
GGAUAGUCAGUGUAGGUAGAACUAUCUGACUGUAGUACCUAUCGCAACAAAAAUCAAGAAACAAUGGCCUCUUAUAUCACAGCACAAUCCCUUUAUCUGGAUCUCCAAGUGUCCUACCAGCACAACAUGAGAAUUCAAGACAACCAUUUAUAUCAAGUAGGUAUGUAUGGGCCUGGCUAUUGAGGGAGGUACGUAGUAAGAAGUUGCUAGGAAAAAAAAAGAAAAAGUCAGAUCUAUAUUCCAGCAAACCCUCAUUCGGAUCUCUCACUACAGCCUUGAAAAGAUGGAUUCUUUUGAAAACCAUAUCCAGAAGCUCUGGAGCGCUUUUUUGGAUGACAAAAUACUCUACGAGUUUAUUCCCAGAAUCGUUGCCAUCUUCCUCGGCGGAAGCCGGUUAUAUCUCGAAGAAGGAGAAGGAGAAGGAGAAGGAGAAAAUGCCGCCCCUAGAGGGUGGGACGGCGUGAUCGUCGUCGACGAGAAGUAUCAGUUACACAAUCUCACGUACCGCCGCGAGCGCCUAAGAGCACUGGUGGGGAUCGAGAGAGAAGAGUGCGCGGAGUCGGCGCUGCAGGUGCCGCGCCCGGGACUCCGCGACCCGAGAUGGGACGAGUACAUGUGCACGUCGCUCAACAUCCUGUCGUACAGAGAUCAGCGCGUGCAUAAGACAGUAGGGCCGGGUCCGGCUACGUCAUAUCAGAUCCAUCAGUCGACGGUUGACUUUUCGAAGAAGGUGUACUGGCUGCACGACCAGUGGGUUUACUCGGCCUCUAGUGGACCCCAGCAGAACUCGCGAGGAGGAGGAGGGGCGUUCGGGAUCGUCGCCGAUUUGAUUGUUUCGGGAGUAUGUCUCUUUGGAUACGAACAGUGUAAGCACUGGCGCCAUAGAAACGAGCGGCAUGGGCGGAAGAUCAAGGAGAAUAUUUUGGCGCAUUACGCAGAAGUUACGUCGAAGCGUGCAACUGUCGACUCUUUUGCCAAAUCGCACUACUUCUCCCCUCGCUACGCGGAGUGGCUAAAGCAGGAACUCGCUGGUCUCCAGGGUACUUCUGAAAACGAAUCACCGGCUGAAUCGUUAGACUCGGGAACAGGAACAGACGAGUCUCUUGUUGCUGCUGCUAGUGAGCCUACAUUUAUAUUCGGAAGUACUACCGGAUCCGACGGCGUUCCUACCAGAGACUACAGCUACCGCUCCAGCAUGUCCACGUCCAACGUGGCCCCGCUCGGCAUCAUCCCCGAGGCCGCCUACCAUGAUUUCGAGCGCCGCCGCAUCACCGCCCCCCUCACGAACGAGCCGCUGCCCCUCGGCUCCAGCGAGGACUUCUACUUCGUCGAGACGACGGGGCGGGACCCCAUCAAAAUCCUCUGCAAGAAAUCUUCGCGGGCCCGGGAGGAGAAAGACGCCGCCGAGCUCGCUAUCCAGUACUACUACCCCAACACCCCCGUGCCGCGCCUCUUCGAGUCCGACACGCUCCUCUAUCCCUUCGUCUCGGGCAUCUCCGAGUCCGACCUCCGCCUCGCGUUCGCGAAGGAGGGCGGCCGCGACUGGGACGUCGCGGAGAGGAUCCUCUACGCCGAGCUGGCGAAGGCCGAGGACGCGGUGCGCGGGUACCGCGUAUAUCUCACGCAGCAAUUCGCACGGCGGCCGGAGGGCAACUGCCUCAACUCCCCCCUGCACCUCUUAUUCCACGGCCGUCUGCUCGGCCACGCGCGGCUGCGGGAGCUGUACGGCGCCUCGAUCCGCAUCGCGGGCGCCCCCGUCCCCCUCGCGCGGUUCCUGCGCAUGCCCUGGACGAUCAACGGCAAAGCCUACCCCUCGCUCGGCUCCGCCCUCGCCCGCGCCCGGCGCAUCCUGCGCCCGAGCACCUCCUCGUCGUGCCCGGCGGUCUUCGGGCUCGGCGUCGCGCACGGCGGGACCGUGGUCGUCUCCCACGGGCCACCAGCCGAGACCGAGACCCGGCCCUGCGAGCUGCAGUACACGGACUACGCGGCGGCGGGCUUCCACCCCGCGGUGCUGGACCUCGCGGCGCCGCUGUACACGGACGUCUUCGAGACGCUGUACGCGGACCUCCUGCCCAGAACUGGGCAGGGCGCCAAGUUCCGCGUCUCGGAGGGCAACGAGAUGACGCUCGACUUCGUCCCCCGCGCUGGCGCAGGCGGUGCUGGACGUCAAGGUGCGGUACCUGGUGCAGCCGCUGUCGGAUUUGAUCGCCACCGCCCAAGCCCAAGCCCGAGCCGAAGCCGAGGCUGAGUUGAGAGGAAAGGAGGAGGAGGAGGAGGAGGAGAAGCGCUCUCGGGGCUUUGCGAGGCGUUUGCGAAGUUGGGGUUUGCUGUGC